Molecule: messenger RNA, 2079 nt
Organism: Neltuma alba
Lineage: Eukaryota; Viridiplantae; Streptophyta; Magnoliopsida; Fabales; Fabaceae
Product: heparan-alpha-glucosaminide N-acetyltransferase
Exons: 13
Coding region: 205-1617 (470 amino acids)
Source: RefSeq, a predicted model, not a curated record
AGAAGGUGUAGUGGGCUGAGGCUUCUUCAGAAUCAGGAGCGAGAAAAAGGAAGAGCGCAUCUCGAUGGAGUAGUUCAUCUUUUCCAUCAUCAUAUUCUCGUCUCAAGUAAGGGAACUCCCCUCUCUAUCUCGAAACUCGAAUAAAUAUGCGAAUUUAGCGAAAGCAGAGGGAUAUAUGGUGAUUCUUUUGAUGGGAACAACUAGAUGGUGGAUUUGAGAGUCAUGGGAACUUACAAGCCAAUCAAGAACUACGAUGAGGGUGAUGAUGAGCAAAGGAGGUUGGAUCCUUGCAGAAUGCUGCAAACAACUGGACAAGACGAUGUGGAGAUGGCUCUUCCGAUUUCUGAAUCAAGAUCUGCCACUGCCUACGCCAAUGAGGAAAGAUGGGCGAAGAAAAUCGACGAUCACUCACUCUCGUCUUCCAGGAACCAACCUCAACGUCUUGUUUCACUUGACGUUUUUCGAGGUCUCACCGUUGCGCUGAUGAUACUGGUGGAUGAUGUUGGUGGGAUCCUUCCAGCGAUUAAUCAUUCCCCAUGGAAUGGUUUAACAGUAGCAGAUUUUGUCAUGCCAUUUUUCCUUUUUAUAGUUGGUGUUUCUCUUGCACUUACAUACAAGAAGCUGUCUUCCAGAGUUGUUUCAACUAGAAAAGCAAUUUUGCGAGCACUGAAGCUUCUGGCAUUUGGCCUUUUUGUUCAAGGAGGAUUUCUCCAUGGCCUCAACGAUCUGACAUAUGGAGUGGAUAUUAAACAGAUUAGAUGGAUGGGAAUACUGCAGAGAAUUGCAGUAGCAUAUUUGGUUGCAGCACUAUGUGAAAUUUGGCUCAAGGGUGAUGACACUGUUAAUUCAGGAUCAUCUUUACUAAGAAAGUAUCAAAACCAGUGGGGGGUGGCUCUGUUUCUUAUUAGCCUUUAUCUUUCCUUGCUAUAUGGCUUGUAUGUUUCUGACUGGGAGUAUCAGAUUCCAACAGAGCCUUCUUUACCACCAAAGAUAGCUUCUGUUAAAUGUGGAGUAAGAGGUGAUACUGGACCAGCUUGUAAUGCUGUUGGAAUGAUUGAUCGUAAGAUAUUGGGCAUACAGCAUUUAUACAGGAGACCAAUUUAUGCAAGGAUGCAGGAGUGCAGUAUCAAUUCCCCAGACUAUGGACCCUUGCCUUCUGAUGCUCCCUCUUGGUGUCAGGCCCCUUUUGAUCCUGAAGGACUCCUGAGCUCAGUGAUGGCUAUUGUUACCUGCUUGGUUGGCUUGCAAUACGGACAUAUUAUAGUCCAUUUUAAGGACCACAGAGUGAGAAUCCUGCAUUGGAUGAUCCCAACUUCUUGUCUGGUAGUCUUUGGCUUUGCCUUGGACGUAUUUGGGAUGCACAUAAAUAAGGUUCUGUACUCAUUCAGUUAUAUGUGCGUCACUGCUGGUGCUGCUGGCAUUCUCUUUACGGGAAUUUACUUGAUGGUUGAUGUUUGUGGAUAUCGUCGCGUUACGACGGUCAUGAAAUGGAUGGGUAUGCAUGCUCUAGCGAUUUAUAUCCUUGCCGCUUGCAACGUAUUUCCUAUCGUCCUGCAAGGAUUUUAUUGGGGCCACCCACGGAAUAAUAUCCUUAAGUUAGUCGGAAUCGGAACUUGAAUGGAAGAGGCAGAUAAGAUCAUGGACUUGAUUGUUCGAAGUUCAACUUUGGGCUAGUUAUUGAGUACUUGGUUCGGGGAAGCGGAUCGCGCUCCACAUCUACGGGUGAGACCUAUUUUGGAGGCAGCUUCACCUAUUGAUUAUUAGUUGGCCUGCGCCUACGCUGUUUAGUUUAGGGAGUAAACGAUGAAAGCCAAGAUCUCACGAUGAAUUUAAGUUUGACUAAACAUCGAUGCAAAAUUUUAAUUUUCAAUUAUUAUUAGUAUGCAUUAUUUAGUAUUUACUGAUAUAGAAACAAAAAGUAUUCCCUGUUCGACAACCCCACAUCAUUUAAGGGUCUGUUUGGAUCCGCACGUGUGUGGAUGAAAAGCAGCUUUUGAAAGCCAAAAACCCGUUUGGCAUUUUGUGAGGUGUUUGUCAGCUUUUGGUCAAUCUUACUUACAAGCUAAAAGCUGCUUUUUU